AUGAUCCACACCAUCAAGACUGAAGUGCUUGAGGAGGUGGGACAUUUCAACAACUACAUGAAGCGCGUAUGGCGUCAUAUCUCGCUCGAUCUCCAGGAGAUGAAGAAUGGCGCUCCCAAGUCAAAGAAGAGCGACGGGGUAGAGGAAGCGACCGCUCAUGGCGAGCAUCAGGACGCUGGAGCAGACAAGAAGAGGGAAGCUCCUCGAAGGAAGAAGAUUCUGAUCAUGAUGUCUGACACAGGAGGGGGUCAUCGAGCCUCGGCCAACUCGCUCAAGGCAGCGCUACACUUGAUGAUGCCUGAGGACCAGCUGGAAGUCAAGAUAGUGGAUGUGCUGGAGGACUACACGCUUUGGUUCUCGAACCGACUCUACAACUGGUGGGUGGCGUACCCGCACGUAUGGGCGAACAUCUUCCAUCACACCAAGAGGACGUCGGAGAAGGUUGACAGGACGGGAGGGUACGCGGGAGGAACGACGGCCAAGAUCCUGGAGCCAACGGUACGGUCAGGGUACAGGAGGUGCCUGGCCGCUGAGAUGCCGGACCUGGUCGUGUCUGUACAUCCGAUCAUGCAAGUGAUCCCCCUCGAGCACUUUAUGAAAGUCGCUAACCCUGCGAAGCCCCAGGACAGGAGCAAGAGAAUUCCUUUCGUGACGUGCGUGACGGACUUGGGGGAGGCGCAUCCUUGGUGGUUCAACGUGUCUGUCGACAAGGUUUUUGUUCCUACCGAGGAAAUGUAUGAGACUGCCAUCACAUGUGGCAUGCGAAAAGAACAAGUGCAGGUUUUUGGCCUUCCGCUCCGGCAGGGCUUCUGGCAUCUGGAUGGGGGGGAGGAGGCGAAGCAGGAGAAGCGGCGGAAGCUCAAGCUGGAGGGAGACGCGAAGGUUGUCCUGGCGAUAGGAGGAGGAGAAGGCAUGGGAAAGUUAGAUCAGAUCGCGAAAUCCUUGGGGAGGCAUCUGGCGGAGAGCAACGUCAAGUCCCAUCUAGUCAUCGUCUGCGGGAGGAAUCAGAAGCUCCGCCAGAAGCUCGAGCGCUUCAAGUGGCCCAAGGGAUGCGAACUAGAACAGGACGGGGAGGAGCGACCGACCCAAGCCCAUGAACAGGAGUCGAGGAGCAGCCAAGAGCUCGGGGAGCAGGAGGGAGGAGAGAAGGGAAAAGGCGAGCAGGAGGGAGAAGAAGGCGAGCAGGAGGGAGGGAGGGAGCGUGUCAAGGUCAGAGUGGUUGGGUUCCUGGACAAUGUCGAGGAGUACAUGCUCGCAAGCUCCAUAGCCGAGGCAGCUGCUUGUGGUCGCCCUUGCAUGGUCUACGACUUCCUUCCCGGACAGGAGGAGGCCAACGUCGACUUUGUGCUCAAGAGAGGCAUGGGAGGCUUCGAGCCUGACGCUAACAAGGCUGCACAAGUUGUUCUCUCCUGGCUCAACGAUCAGCCAACCCUCCGCAAACUGUCCGACGCCUCUCGCAAGGCCAACUCGAACCCUCACGCUGCUCACGACAUCGCCGCGGCCAUCAUCACUCUCAUUCAGGUUUCUUCCUCGGAGGCUCCACCAUGGGCUGACGACGCAGGAGCAGGAGCACGACAAACAAGUUGA
Messenger RNA from Guillardia theta CCMP2712, 1587 nucleotides. RefSeq lists its product as hypothetical. Bases 1 to 1587 code for a protein of 528 amino acids. The transcript has 14 exons. Gene Ontology annotation, biological process: glycolipid biosynthetic process. NCBI's taxonomy places the organism in Eukaryota, Cryptophyceae, Pyrenomonadales, Geminigeraceae. Gene Ontology annotation, molecular function: hexosyltransferase activity. The record is from RefSeq and is a predicted model, not a curated record.